GCAGCACCUCUGUGGGCUACUUCUGUAAUCGCCAUUGGAUGGUCUGCUGAGCCCAGCUGCGAGCUGAAGUAGUCCAUUUAACAUCCGUCACCUCAGCCUCUCCAAGGGGCGGAGUAAUCUCUGGACCUCAGUCUUCAUAGUGAAAACUUUCCCGUCUGUAUAAAAAGGCAAAAGUGAUGCGAUUAAGCCAACUCAAACAAAUAAAAAUGGAACAUCAAAAGUCUGGGGGCUGGACCAAAAAGACCAGGGUUAACGACGCUGCUGGAGUGGAUAGAGGCUAGACCAGGAUCUGUAAUAAAAUACAGUUCCAUCAAGCUGUUGAUAGCCUCCCUCGUCCCAAGGGUAAUUAGGCUUACUGGCUCUCCUACCAACCGGCCACACGCAAGUAAUAUCCUUUAUUGAUUAAUGUGAAAUGAGAUUAUGUUUGAACAUACAAUACAAUUGUAAUGCGUAAGUGGGCCUGUCGGGCAGAACUAACAGUCAUCUUUUUGAAGUUCAUAAUCCAUAUAGAGUUUAUCGUUCUCCUGUGCUACAAAGCCCUUUUACUUAAUUGGUUUGCUCUUAUCUGGACCCCGCAGUGUAGUGCUUUGUCCAUUAUGUUCAUGUUGCCCGGCAGUCUUAAAUUGUAAUGAUAUCCGAUUGAGGAACAUGCUGUUGACUGUUGAGAUGCAUGUUUGAGUAUUUUAAUUCUGUUAUUUUUUUAUUAUUUUUUUGCAACCACAGAACAGAUUCACAGUCAGGGAUAUGCCCAGUGCAUAGACACACACACACACACACACACACACACUAACAAGAGAACUUUCUGGGAUCACAAUUUACUUCAAUAAAAUAUAUUUUCUUACCUUCACCACUAAAAGCCCAUUUCAGCCCUAACCCAAAUCUAAAAGAAUAAUUAUGUAAAUGAGGAGUAGAUAUUAUUUACCAUGGAUUACUAUACUCGUGAGGUCCACAGGUCUGCACACGCGCGCGCGCACACACACACACACACACACACACACACACACACACACACCAUUGAGUAACAGUCAUAAAAUACUUUUAUUGACCAGGAACAGUAUGUAGAACACGCGUUUACUGUCAGUCUAAGUAAACUUUCUAUGUAAGGCACAAGCUUCGUCGCGUUCCUCAAAAUAAACGUUAUGGUUUUAUAGAAGUGACGGACAGCCGUCUAGGACUAGCCUGGGUAUUGGAAUACUGUACCAGAUGACUGUACCACGGAGGCCUCUGUGUCCGCUAGCUUGCUCUUUGUUGUGUGUUUCUGUUUGUGCUGGUGCUUUCUGGCCUGGUGAGUUCACAUGUGAACAGGGUCAGAGUGUAACCGAGGACCGUGUGUGUGACUUCAAGAACGACUGCAGGGAUGGCAGCGAUGAAAGAAAUUGUUCUGGAUAUGGUAGAUGUGACUUUGAGGAGGGUUUUUGUGACAUGUUACCCAACGCUGAAACACACUUAGGAUGGACCAGAGGUGUGGGGAUCAACGCCACUGGGCCAAAACAUGACCAUGCCAACAACCAAUCAGCUUAUUUCCUGUUGAUGCUGCCUGUUGAAGGACAUACAGCCAAGGCUUACUUGUGGAGCCCUCUGUUCCUGCCGUCGAAGACAUGCUGGAUGACAUUCUAUCACCACAUAGGAGCUGUGAAUGGCUAUUUACAGGUUCUGACCGGAAGAAAGACACUUCAGCAGAAGCAACUGGUAUGGAACCAAUCAGAACCAGAGACACAGAGAUGGCGACGGACCGUGAUACCUUUCUCAAUUUCUCACCAGUUCCAUGUAAUAAUUCAAGGGGUGCUCUCUGGGGACGGUUAUCCCUCAGAGACCUUGGCGAUAGAUGACAUCUCCUUCAGUGAUGGCUGUGUAGCUGUCCCUGCCACCAAUAGCACUGGGUCCCCAUUCACACCCGCGGUUCCAAGGUGCCCCUCUGCUUCUUUCACCUGUGCCAAUGGGGACUGUAUUGAUGAGGACAAAGUGUGUGACUUCAUUCCACAUUGUCUAGGUGGAGAGGAUGAAGCCAGUUGCCCCUCCUUCUGUGACUUUGAGGGGGACUCCUGCGGGUGGCGUGAAUAUGAAUUUUCCCAGGGCGAUGGAUUCGACUGGGUCAGGGGCUCAGCCGGGAACGUGCCACCUGACUACCAGAGCCAGGUCCCUCCUCUGGAUCAUUCCACCAACAGCAGUCAGGGACACUUUCUCUUCGUUUUUUUGAACAGAAGCAGUAUUUUUCAGAGGGCUAUUCUUCGGGGGCCCCAGUACCGCCAGUCAGCCCCUGGGUGUACCAUGACCUUCUGGCAUUACAACUCUGGCGUGUCAGUUGGCGCUGCGGAGCUGUCCCUGCGCAUUGCUGGCAUGGACAACAUCACCAUGCUGUGGCAAACGCUCUACAACAAAGGCAACCGCUGGAACCGGGUCACGGUGCAGCUGGGCCGCAUAACCCAGCCCUUCCAGUUAACCCUGGCCAAAAUCAGCCUUGGUGUGUUCGACGGAGUCUCUGCCCUGGACGACAUCGGCUUCCAGAACUGCUCCCUGCCCCCGGCGGUGGAAAUGUGCCCCGGGCGCUCCCACUUCCACUGCACUCAGAGCCGGGCGUGCGUGGAGCGACUGCAGCUGUGUGACCUGGUGGACGACUGCGGAGAUGGUUCGGACGAGGCGGGCUGCUCUCCAGAGCUGAUGUGUGACUUUGAGCAGGGCUUAUGCAUAUGGACCCAGGAAGAGAGGCGUGACUUAUUCGACUGGACGCGCAUUCAGGGCCCGACACCCACCCUCGAAACGGGUCCCUCAAAGGACCACACCCUGGGCAACGUUAACGGUCACUACCUCUACAUAGAAUCCUCCAGCCCCCAGAAGUUUAAGGACACGGCCGUGCUGGUCAGCCCAGUGUUCCAGCCUACCCUGCUCCCUGGGGAGAGUAAGCCCACCGAAGACGGUAGCCCUCGCCACCGGUGUGUGUUCCGUUUCCACUACCACAUGUUCGGGUCUCAUGUGUUCCGCCUGGCUGUGUACAUGAGGACCACCAAGCCCAGUCGUGGUCACAUGCUGUGGAUGCGAUAUGGUGAACAGGGAAAUAUGUGGCUCAGAAAGACCAUCUACCUCAACAGCGCUAAGCCUUUUCAGAUUCUGAUCGAGGGAACAGUUGGUGAUGACUUUAAUGGAGACAUUGCCAUUGAUGACCUGUCCUUCCUGGACUGUAGCCUCUAUGAUGGGGACCUGCCCUCCGUGAGCCCCACCACUCCGUUCCCCCUGACGGACGCCCCUACCAUUCAACCCCAUGUCUGCCCAGAGGGCGAGUUUGUAUGUGGUGCACACGGGGAGUGUGUGGACAAGAGCAGGGUGUGUGACUUCAGACACGACUGCUCCGAUGGCUUGGAUGAACAGCACUGUGUGAAAGAGGUGUGUAAUUUUGAGGAGGGUGAUCCAUGUGGUUGGGAGAGAGUCUAUCCCACUCCCCCUGUACUCCAUUCGUUCCGCUGGCUCCCUGAUCAAGGCGACACCAUUCACCUUGGAGAGCAGUACCACCGGCCCGUCAAUGACCACACUCUUGGCACUCCAGAGGGUUGGUACAUGUAUGCAGACAGCUCCAACGGUGGUUUCGGUCACACCACCGACCUCCAGACUCCUGUCAUCUCCUCCACUGGACCCCAGUGCACCCUGGGAUUCUGGUACCACAUGAGCGGCUUCACUGUGGGAACCCUGCAGGUGUUACUAAAGUAUGGAAACAUUUCCCAUGAAGUGUGGUCUCAGACGGGUAACCAAGGCAACAAAUGGAGACGUGGAGAAGUUUUUCUGGGAAUUUGCCAUGACGUCCAGGUGAUCUUACGGGCCAAGCGUGGGAUCAGCUACAUGGGAGACGUGGUUGUGGAUGACAUCACCUUCCAGAACUGCACCCCUCCCCUUAUCCCCGAGCAGCCUUGUGGACCUGAAGAGUACACCUGCUCCAACGGACACUGCAUCCCCCAGGACAACCUGUGCGACUUCAUCGACCACUGCGGGGACGGCUCUGACGAGGACCCCUACAUCUGCAAGGGCUUCAGCGGACGCUGCAACUUCGAGUUUGACCUCUGCUCCUGGCGCCAGUGCCGGGAGGACAAUUUCAAUUGGCUUAUCAAAGCCGGCAGCACGUCUACCUUCGGCACUGGGCCUGCCACUGACCACACAAUGAGGGACCCAUCAGGCCACUACCUCUACGCAAAGAGCUCUUUCCCUCAGGCAACUGGAGAUGUUGCCCGAAUCUCAGGACCCCUUUUCAGCCGCAGGAGCAAAGAGUGCAAGAUCAGCUUCUACAUACACAUGUCAGGAGAAGGCAUUGGUACUCUCAGUGUGUUCCGAGUCACUGGCUCGGAUCAUCACCUCCUCCUCAACCUGACCGGAGACCAGGGGAACUAUUGGCAGAGGAAGGACAUCCAGCUGACGUCUCGGGAACAUUUCCAGGUCACAUUUGAGGGCAAGGUGGUGACAUCCAGGGGUGACAUCUGUCUUGAUGACAUCACCUUCUCGCCUGGCUGCCUUCUGUUGUCCACUUCAGAAGCACAGGAAACUGCGUCUCCAUCCCCAUCAGGCUCCUGUCCACUGGGCCACCUGCAAUGUGAGAACGGCCAGUGUUUCCAUCAAGACAAGAGCUGUGACUUCAUAGAUAACUGUGGCGAUGGCAGCGAUGAAAAGGAUUGUGGGACUUCCUGCACCUUCGAGAAUGGCCGCUGUGGUUGGAAGAGCUCCAUGGCCGACAACUUUGAUUGGACGUUGGGUGUGGGCUUGGCCAACAGUAUAAGACCGCCAUUUGACCACACUCUGAAGAAUGAGCAUGGUCAUUUUGUCUAUCUGGAGGCCACUCCUGUUGGAUUGAAAGGUGAUAAGGCUCACAUGAAGAGCUCUGUGUGGAAAGAGUCCAGCGCCACCUGCACGCUCACCUUCUGGUACUACCUUUCCCACGUAGGAUCCGGCACCAUCCGGUUACUGGUCAAGACAGAGAACAAUGGGUUGACGGAGGUGUGGAACAUGACUGGGAACCAGGGUCAGCAGUGGAACCAGGCUAAGGUUCCUCUGAGGAAGCUGAGGAACUUUGAGGUGAUCUUUGAGGGGAUCCGCUCCAGAGAUGUAAAUGGAGGGGCUGCUAUAGAUGACCUGCAAUUCAUGGACUGUGAAUCCAAUGCUGUGGUGCCAGCGUCCUGUCCGGCGGUGACAGACUUUGUUUGCCGGAGCGGCGACUGCGUUGAGUCCCACCUGGUAUGUGAUGGCCAGGCCGACUGCGCAGACGAAUCAGAUGAAUUGGACUGCGGCCACCUAGUUGGCCUACCAGGAGCCUGUACCUUUAACAUGCCGGCAGACAUGUGGGAGGAGACCUGCAAACUGUCUCAGGACCGUGACGAUGAUCUCGACUGGAGGAUCGGCCAGAGGAGUGAGACUCCUGGAACCGGACCCAGCGCUGACCACAGCCCUGGUGGCGAUGGGCAGUUUCUGUUUGUGCACUCAGCCACAGAGAGGGAAGGUGACAUCGCCAAAGUUUCUACACGGAACCCAUUCCCAGCCAGUAUUGGCCUGUGUCACCUACGGUUCUGGUUCUACAUGCACGGAUCAGACAGGAUGGGGACCUUAAAGGUCUACACGGUCGGCUCGAGCGGCUCUCGCCUGCUGAUGUGGGCCGCUAGUGGCGACCACGGCGACCGGUGGUCAUACGCCGGCGUCGUCCUGUCCAACACGGCCCCCUUCACGGUGACCUUCCAGGCGGAAGUGGGCGGUGACGUUUGGACCGACGUCGCCCUGGAUGACAUCUCCUUCACCGCCGAGUGUGUGGUGGGAGGUCCUGUGACCCCGGAGCCUCUGACCUGCGGCGGGGGUCAGUUCCGGUGUGCCCACUCCUUCCAGUGUGUCCCACUGUCCUGGCGCUGCGAUGGGGAGGGGGACUGUGCCGACCAGUCCGAUGAGGAACAGUGUCCCAGCCUGGUACCGGGCACCCUGCCCCCCCAGGAGAACUGUCCCCUGCCCGACCAGUUCCAGUGUUUGAACCACACCUGUGUACCGUCCCUGCUGCGUUGUGAUGGAGUUCAUGACUGCCUCUACGGAGAGGAUGAAUUCAGCUGCUCUCUUCCACAGUGUGAAUUGGGGUCUCUGGUGUGUGAAAGUUCAACCAGUUGCGUCCCUCUCCAGAAGCGCUGUGACCACACUAUCGACUGUCUACCCUUCCACUCAGAUGAGUCCAGCUGCUAUGAAUGCCCUCCAAGAUAUUGCCUGAAUCAUGGGGAGUGCCAUGUAGAGAGUCACGGCCCGAAAUGCACGUGCCUGGAUGGCUGGACAGGCAACCGUUGCCAUGUGAGACAGAAGCCCUCUCCCUCCAUGUCAACACCCUCACCAGAUGAAACUGGACUAGAGACUGUGUACGCUGGUGUGGCCAUUGGACUGGCCCUGCUGAUUCUUGGUGCUGCCUGUUUUCUGAAUGUUUUCCUGAAGAGGCGCUCCUGGGACAGACCUGACCUGCGGAACUUCGGGGUAAUGGAUAACUCUGCAUUUAACUGGAGGGCAGAGUUCCCCACCCUGGAUGUGAAGCCCGGGACUUGUCCUCAGCUUAAGCCCAAGAAGAGUGAUGGUCCUGGGCUUGUCAUCAGUGUCUACCCCUGGAGGAGUGAAGUCAAGGAUCCAGACAUGAGACAUGCCAAGUUGUCCUUCCCCAACCCUCUGUACCAGUAUCCUUCCACUGACAACGGGGCUGACUGCAGCAGCUCUGAAGCAUAAAAUCACUACAUGUCCAGAUGGGACCCAGUAGCCAUUGUCACCUAAGAGAACAACUACUGAAUCAUCACCAAGUCACCUGAUAAACUCACCAUGACAUGUCACUGAACAGCUGACCAGUAAGUUAUUGGACAGGCCCAAUUUUUUAAAUAGUUAUUCUGGCCAUGUCCACUUUUGGAUCAAAAGACGGUUCAUAGAGUCGUUUAAAUCCAAAUCGAUACAAUUCCACAAUUUCAGGUCGCAAUCGGGAAUGGAAAAUGAGGAUCCCUUCAUUAGGCAGUACUCGUUAGUCCAUCGAGUACAUAAUGAAGUUACCGUUUAACAUGUUGUCAUGUUAAUGGAAAUCAAUGAACACCUUAGUUCCUUAGAAUACAUUAGGAUUUGGGAGGAUGCAUGGAUCCAUUCAAAGCGUUUGUUUCACAGUGCCAGCCAGUGAACUACACUCACCACCCAUUCCUUACAAUUGUAUGUCCAUUUCUAUGUUAGACUGUGAAUUCUGAAUAUAAUGUUCUGAGAGUGUAAAUGUGCCUUUCAAAUUAAAGGCAAUUUUGAAUUGGUUUUUAGUUGACACUUCCUGUACAUAUGAACUGAGUAAAUAAAUUGGAAAUGACAUGCAGAAUAAUAUCUCUUAAAA
Molecule: messenger RNA, 7342 nt
Organism: Esox lucius (northern pike)
Lineage: Eukaryota; Metazoa; Chordata; Actinopteri; Esociformes; Esocidae
Gene: malrd1
Product: MAM and LDL receptor class A domain containing 1
Exons: 35
Coding region: 1204-6711 (1835 amino acids)
Cellular component (GO): membrane
Molecular function (GO): protein binding
Source: RefSeq, a predicted model, not a curated record